This is a messenger RNA of Lachancea thermotolerans CBS 6340, 936 nucleotides long. RefSeq names its product pantoate--beta-alanine ligase PAN6 (gene PAN6). Bases 1 to 936 code for a protein of 311 amino acids. The record is from RefSeq and is a predicted model, not a curated record. NCBI's taxonomy places the organism in Eukaryota, Fungi, Ascomycota, Saccharomycetes, Saccharomycetales, Saccharomycetaceae. Gene Ontology annotation, molecular function: pantoate-beta-alanine ligase activity. Gene Ontology annotation, biological process: pantothenate biosynthetic process. The transcript has a single exon.
AUGAAGGUUCUACACACUGUCCGUGAGGUCGUCGAAUGGCGCACCAAGAACAUCGACCCCAGAACGCAUAAAAGCGGCUUCGUUCCGACGAUGGGGUGCCUACACGAGGGCCACCUCACCUUGAUGAGAGCAGCUAAGAGAGAGAAUGACUUUGCAAUUGCAAGCAUCUUCGUGAACCCCUCACAAUUUGCGCCCACAGAGGACCUCGACAAGUACCCGCGCACGCUUGAUGAUGACAUCAAGCUGCUGGAAGCAGAGGGCGUAGACGUCUGCUUCGCGCCCAACGCCCGCGAAAUGUACCCGCAGGGCAUCCCGCUGCAGGUCGAGGAGCAGCGCGGACCAUUUGUAACAGUUUUGGGUGUCAGCGAGCAGCUGGAGGGCCGCACAAGACCCAAUUUUUUCCGCGGCGUCGCCACGGUGGUCACCAAGCUCUUGAACAUAGUCGCGCCGACCCGCGCAUACUUUGGCCAGAAGGAUUUCCAGCAGUUCACAGUGUUGCAGGUCAUGGCACGUGAGCUCUUCAUGAACACGGAGCUGCGCAUGAUGCCCAUUGUGCGCGACGAUGCUGGCCUGGCCCUCAGCAGCAGAAACCGCUACCUUUGUGGAGAGACGCUCGGCCGCGCCCGCAGCAUCUACAAAGGCCUAAGCGCAGCUGCUGCAUUGCUCGAGCAAGCCGACGCCUCGGGCGCAGAACGCACGGCCCUGCUGGAGCGCGUGCACGCGCACUGGGCUCCGUACGAGAACUCCGGCGAGUUCAAGGUGGACUACGUUUCCAUCGCCGACGCUGCGACGCUCCAGGAGCUAGAGCCUAGAGUGUCCAGGGACAGAGACGUCGUGAUCAGCUGCGCUGUCUACGUAACGGACGCGGAACACCCAGCCACCGUCGUUCGUCUUAUCGAUAACAUUUUAGUUCACGCUGUCCGAAGCUCCAACUAA